Messenger RNA from Penicillium lagena, 2439 nucleotides. RefSeq names its product ankyrin repeat domain-containing protein. Lineage: Eukaryota; Fungi; Ascomycota; Eurotiomycetes; Eurotiales; Aspergillaceae. The coding region runs from base 1 to 2439 and encodes 812 amino acids. Gene Ontology annotation, molecular function: protein binding. The record is from RefSeq and is a predicted model, not a curated record. The transcript has a single exon.
AUGCCACCCCAACCAACACAACCAAUGAGAAAUUACAACUGGUACCGUGAGGUGCGGGUAAUGGAAACCCUAGGAGAGGAUUACGACAGAAACAAGCACGCCCACCGAACCCCCCAGCGAAACACGGGGAGAUGGUUCUUCGACGACCCACGAGUACUCCAAUGGCGCGACAGCCCCGAUUCCAGCAUCAUCUGGCUAACAGGUCAACACGGUCGGGGCAAAUCCCAACUCACCAAAUCCCUGGCCAACCGUGGCGGAGCCUGGUGGCAGGAAAUCGAAAGCCCUGUUGCUCCACACACGACUGUCUGCUACUAUUUCUUCCGGGCUGGGGAUCCGCGCCGAAUGACCGCAUAUUCUGCGUGCGCAGCGCUGCUGCAUCAGCUGUUUGGCUACACUCCAUCUGAGGUGAUCUACAAGGCUUCGCCGCGGUGGUGGGCGCAGACUAUCAGGGAUCCCUGGGGUCUCUUUGAGGAAUGCGCCGCUGCUAGCCAGGUUGGGCAGUGGGUGUGUCUGUUGGAUGGGGUGGACGAAAUGGAGCCCGAGGAGCGGAGGGACUUGCUCGGUGAGGUCUGUCGUGUUUAUCGCGCGCUUUCUCGUCGUCCGCAAGAGGAAACCCGAUCCAAGUUCAAGGUUCUUAUCACCAGUGGUCCGCUGCAAGGCGAGAUGCUGGAGGAUCUGGAGAGGCUGCGUGCUGCUGCAGGGGUUAAUCAGACGGUCUUAUUCGAUGCCGAUGAGAAAGUUGUAGAGAUUGCGGAUGAAAUGGGGCCCUAUAUCGAGAAAGCAGCCAAGUCGUUUCCUGAAGAUCAGCAACCGCACGUCAUCAGGAUCUUGAAUGAGAAUCCCAAUCGCUGUUGGCUGUGGACUCAUACAGCGGCCAAUGUUCUUUUUACAUUUGCUAAUACAAAGCGUGAUGGGCUUUUAUUCCCUUCGAGCGAAUUCGACAACAUGCCGUGGGAUCUCGAGGGCGUUUAUGAUAAAGCUCUCGAUAUAGCAUCCGCAAUAUAUGGUGCCAGACGUGUCGAGUAUCUGCUGCACAUCAUACUUGCUGCUAAACGGCCCCUUUCGUACCAGGAAGUGCUGCUGGCUUUGAAAUUUGCAGAGUCGGACCCCGUCACGGCAGCUUCCUCGUCGACAGGACACACUUAUGACGAACUCACGGAGACCCGUCUAGAAUGGACCAGUAUAGUCGACGACCUGCAUGGAAUCAUACUUGAUAUGAGACCCAUGCUAUCGGAUUUCGUAAACCAGUCCGCCAGGCAGUACCUGAUCAAAUCAGACGACAACUCGCCAUCAACGGGAUCGUCUUGGAAAGGCCGCGUGGACAUGCGCGACGCACACGCAACGCUCUCUCGUAUCACCUUAUCCUUCCUCCUAACACUGGAGGUGCCGUCCUCUGACCUGCCGGGGGAAUGGAUCCCGAACUGCGAUAAUGUCGGAAGAAUGAACUUGAUUAAGAAAAAGAUGACAUUCCUGAUAUACUCAGCUACUCAUUGGCCGCAUCACUAUAAUUCACAGCCCGAGCCAGUCGCCAACGCAACUAUCGAGUCAGCCCGAACUCUCUGCUGCAACGAUGGAUCCGAGAUAAACAAUUGGCUGUACCUCCACAAAGCUCCUCGCUAUCUCCAGCCAGGUAUCAUCACUGCACUGUGGGUAGGCGCUCUCCCCCUGGCUCGAGAGAUGCUGGAACAUCCGCAGGAUGGCAGCGAACACCACGACUCUUUGCAUCAUUCGCCCAGCGUUCCAGUAGACAGUUGCUGUGCGCUUGAUAUAGCCAUAAGGAACGGUUACACUGAGAUUGCGCGGCUCCUUAUCGACAGGGGAUGGGCAAUGCAUGCCAGCACCUGCUGUAGGAAUUCGCUUUACUGGGCGGCUUCCGAUGGCAACGCAGACGCUGUGAACAUGCUGCUUGACCAUGGGUGGGAUAUAAAUGACAAGGUCGAUCGUGAGUCCACUGCUUUGGAUGGAGCUUGUUCGAAGGGGCAUUGCGAGAUCGUGCAGAUUCUCCUGGACCGAGGCGCAAAACUCCACAUCGACCUGAAAGUCGCGGGAAAUCCUUUGGAAACGGCCGCUGGUAAUGGACAUUAUGAGGUUGUGCAGAUGCUGUUGGACCAUGGGAUCCAUUUCCGAGUCUAUGGCAUUAGAGCGCUGUGGAGUGCGAGCAGAGAGGGCCACUUGGAGAUCGUCCGCGUGCUCUUGGAGAAGGGGUUGACGCCCAAUGUGUCAAUGAGCCCGCGGUCUGGUACGGCAUUGAAUGUAGCUGUACGUCGUGGACACAAGGAGAUUGUUCGCUUGCUAGUGGAUCAUGGAGGGAGGGUGAUUGAAGAUGACAUCAAGGCGGCUCUUGAGAAAGGGCUUGACGACGUAGCAAAAUUGCUUACGGGUCCAUAUGUCACCUCAUUGCUGGAUGACGACUGCCGAGUCUCGAUGGAAGACGAAUAG